UUUUUCGUGAAGGUGUUCCUCAAAUCUCUUCCUCAUUCGGUACGGUACCGCUGUACCGCUACACCAGUAUGAUCUCUUCGUCAUUCUGUAUGAUCUCAAUCUCUCAUUCUUGGACUUUGAGUCUUUCGGAUAUGUACAAGCUGAAGAUAGUGGGGGUAUCACGCUGCUCCAAUGUUACAAACUGAGUGUGGCUCGAUAACAUCUUUCCAGUACUCGAAGCCGUGCUAAUUCGCUUGCUUUCAGUUAGGAGGCGUUAGCGUCACUUCCACAGGCAAGAUGUUGCAUGUGUUGGAUCGAGACAGCUUAAAAUAGUAACCUGGACCAGAGGUCUGUACACCUCAAUCAUGUCAAUGGCAAGCUGAUAAAUCAAUGAUGAUUCACGUGAUGGCCGUUUCUGAAUUCUGAUGUCGAGGGAUCUGCAACCAGAGGCUCGGAGCAUGAAGCCGACCCCCACCCAUAAGGCGAACAUUCAGUAUCAUGCUUACUGCAUCAGACAGGAGAGAAGCGUACAGUCUGAUUGUGUGUGGGACAUGAGCAGAAAAGACUGCAACACACGGCCACGUCGUUUGCCACAGGGUCGAGGGACGUCUGGUACACGGGCCAUUUUUCUAUUCAAAAUACUGCUGUGCAGUCGGGCAAUCAGUCUGUGCGCUGGACUGGACGACUCUGGUGUGCCAGCCGGGGAUCAGAGAAGACUGGACAUGCUACACUACAAGUAUGUGAAAAACCGUCUGCUGGAAAGCCUACAUCGGCAAAGUCAACUCUUGCAAACGGUCGUCAACCUGCUUGCAGGCAACACGAGCACUGCUGCAUCGUGUGAAUCAUCAGAGCAAGCGGAUACGGAUGCGGACAUGCGUCCUAUCUCUACAGAGGCGCUGCAUGCGUUCAACCAAGGUCCGUACGGAACAGGACAUACUGACACCGCCGCCAGUGCAGGUCGUUCUGAUGAUGCCCCGGUGGGAUCUGACACACCACCGCGGCCAACCCGGGCAUCAAUGAGUGGUCAGCGAGCACAGCGGUCGGCAUCGUUACUCAUCGUGCAAAAGCUGCACUCGCGUAAUCAGGAAGCUAUUGGGCGCCUUGACCAGGCAUUGCGAAUUGUCCUCGUUGGGCAUGUGAGCCAUGGCAAGAGUCUUCUGGUGAAUGCUCUCCUCAAGCAACAAGUCUUGCCGUCCAAUGUCGGCCCCAUCUCCUACUUCUCAGUGAUUGUGCGGGGAACGGAUGACGAACAGCCACAUGCACGGCUGCCAGGUGGUGUGAAGUUGCCAAUUGAGGAGCUUGCCGGAUACGUGGAUACAUUCAUUACCGCAGACGGACCAGAUAAAGCAGACACUGAGCCUGGAUCAGAUAAGUUCAAUAUGACCAUUACGCUGCUGUGGCCUCGCUCAAGCUCUCCAGUGCUGGCAAGCCAAGACGUCGAGAUCUGGGACACCGCAGGGUAUGACUACAACGAGGACAUCAACCGUGUCAUCCUCGAGCAAUGUCGGCAAGCAGAUGUUACCCUGGCUGUUGUCGACUCCACCAUGGGACUUUCCCUUUCGCUUGCUAACGUCUUGCGCGACAUUGAUGGUCAUGCCAGCGUUCUGAUUGCCUUCACCAAGUGGGAUGUCUUUGCAAGUCAUGUCUCUCCAGCAAGACUCGAGUCUACUCGUGAAGCGUAUACACGCCGUGCUCAGCAGUUAGUCUUCAAUGAACACAGAGAUGUUGUCGGCAAUGCCUCUGGUAAGAUCUUCUUCAUUGAUUCAAUGUCACACUGGAACGAUAUAGUUGAUCACGGCAAGCUGUGUCAUUCACCGGACUCACCUCACACGGGAACGACAGCAUGCCCAUCUGCCGUGUCAGAUCCAAGAACGGCGCCCCUGGGUGGUUUGAGUGCAGACGAGGUGUCCACUGUCGGGUCCCGGGGCUUUGCUGCCCUUGAAGCUGCUCUGUACCAGGUAGCCGCUGGCAACGGCAUCAAGACAAAGCUGUACAUCAGCUGGAGAGUUGCCAAUCUUCUCUCGGUGGAAAUACACUCUGUGUUAGAGACACAUUGCCAAAGUAAUGCAGAGCGGCUGAGCUAUGUGAGAGACAGACUUCAGUCAUACAGGAACGAUCUUAAUACGUUAGCAACCAGACAAGAGAUUGUCAGGCGGCAUGUCGACAAUUACCUCAAUGCAGUGUUGGCAUGGAAAGCUGCCAGUCUUCUGUCUGUUCUGGGAGAUUUCAGGAACAUGGAGCGUGAGAUGAUGGAUGGUGUUGAGAAAGAAGUAGCGGCACACCGCUAUCUGCAGACACUCAACAAGCGACUUCUGUCUGGUGAACUGGCGGUAGCAGAUCGGCUUAUGCAUGAUUUACACAUCCAUCGUUACUUGCUGUUGGAAGCUGUACCCGUGCAUUUGCAGGAUGCAGUCAAUGUGCUACUGCGUCAGACCAACGAGACUGUCCAGCUGUACCUGAGUGACUGUGCGCUGGCGGACUUCCAAUCCUCACCCGUGGUCAUACUAAUGUACACUGCACUUCGAGUGGCCUGUGUUCUGCUUGUUGCUUAUGUGUUUCUCAUCUUCCAGCCAUUACGCCGUGCUGGCUCGAUAGUUGCUGCGUUUGCUUUGCUCUACGCUGUGCUUGUGGGGCUGAACUUCGACGUCGACAUAGAGCGAACACGGUACCUUGUCUGGCACAUUGAGCACUCGUUGCAGUUUGUGACUUACCGUCGCCUAGCAAGCUUAACCGACCAGCAAAGGCAGCACUUGCAUGCCGAGCUGCACAGGCAGUUUCUCCUGUUGCAGGAGAGGUUGAGCAGCGAUUGUGAUGGGCUGGCUGAGAAAGCGUCGUGCCUUCUCGAAAUACAGCGGCUUUGCCACUCGGCUGAACAUGAAACGUCGCUACUCAUGGAUUAUAUUCUUGUUAUGAAAGAGCUAGUAGAACCAUGGUGAGUUGAUGCUUGCGCUAGAAGUUAUCAUAUAUACUGCUUUUUAUGGAUGUCGACACAUUUGGAAUCAAUUCAUAAAAACAUCUUGCCUUACCCACUACAGCUCCCUGAUAUUCUAUAUCAGGGAGUUGUAGUGGGGAAGGCAAGACGUUUAGAAGCAAUGGACCAGCGCUGUCUGUGUUCUUUUCACCUCUCCAAACUUCAUGUACAUACUGAGAACCAAUAAUCCAAGUAGAGGUAAUUUUAAGUCACAUUGCUGGAAUUUGAGCCACUGGGGACCAUCUCGUGACCAGAGCACUGCCC
Messenger RNA from Sycon ciliatum, 3214 nucleotides. RefSeq names its product mitofusin-2-like. NCBI's taxonomy places the organism in Eukaryota, Metazoa, Porifera, Calcarea, Leucosolenida, Sycettidae. The record is from RefSeq and is a predicted model, not a curated record. Gene Ontology annotation, molecular function: GTPase activity. The transcript is spliced from 3 exons. Gene Ontology annotation, biological process: mitochondrion localization; mitochondrial fusion. Gene Ontology annotation, cellular component: mitochondrial outer membrane. Bases 405 to 2915 code for a protein of 836 amino acids.